Messenger RNA from Stegastes partitus (bicolor damselfish), 1770 nucleotides. RefSeq names its product MAGUK p55 scaffold protein 3a (gene mpp3a). Gene Ontology annotation, molecular function: protein binding. The transcript is spliced from 18 exons. The record is from RefSeq and is a predicted model, not a curated record. NCBI's taxonomy places the organism in Eukaryota, Metazoa, Chordata, Actinopteri, Pomacentridae. Bases 1 to 1770 code for a protein of 589 amino acids.
AUGAAAGAAGCCAUGCCGGUUCUCACAGCAGGAGCGGGGCUGCACGAGACGCUGGCCCUGCUGACCUCUCAGCUGAGGCCCGACGCCAACCACAAAGAGGACAUGGUGUUCCUCAAAGACGUCUUCAGCGAGCGGAGUUUGGGCUACCUCAUGAAGAUUCACGAGAAGCUGCGACAGUACGAGAGGCAGAGCCCAACACCUGUUCUCCACAGUGCCUCUUCCCUGGCAGAGGAUGUGGCUGAGGAGCUGCAGAGCGGACCAAUGAGCACAGAGGAGAAGGAGCUGCUGCACCUGCUGACGUCACCUCAUCUCAAGGCUGUUCUUUCGGUGCACGACACCGUGGCCCAGAAAAACUUUGACCCCGUGCUGCCGCCGCUGCCGGACGACUUCGAGGACGAGCUGGAGGAGGAGUCUGUGAAGAUUGUCAGGCUGGUGAAGAACAAGGAGCCUCUGGGAGCCACCAUCAGGCGGGAUGAGGCCACUGGAGCGGUGAUCGUGGCUCGGAUCAUGAGAGGAGGCGCAGCUGAUCGAAGUGGCCUGGUCCAUGUCGGAGAUGAACUCAGGGAGGUCAACGGAGUCUCUGUGAUCCACAAGAGGCCUGAUGAGAUCAGUCAGCUGCUGUCCCAGUCCCAAGGCUCCAUCACUCUAAAGAUAAUCCCCGCCAUUAAAGAGGAGGACCGGCUGAAAGAGAGCAAGGUUUACAUGAGAGCACUGUUUGACUACAUCCCAUUGGAAGACAAGGCCACGCCCUGCCAAGAGGCGGGACUUCCCUUUAAACGUGGAGACAUCCUGCAGGUCGUGACCCAGGACGACCCCACGUGGUGGCAGGCCAAGCGGGUCGGAGACAGCAACCUGCGGGCCGGACUCGUCCCGUCCAAACAGUUCCAGGAGAGGCGACUGGCCUACAGGAUGAAAAUGGGCACGCUUCCGAAUCCAAAAUCCCCUAAAAAGCCUGCCUAUGACCAAGGAUGUGAUAAAGAGGACUGUGACUGUGAGGGCUAUUUCAAUGGACAGUACAUAGCUGGUUUACGGAGGAGUUUCCGGCUGAGUCGUAAGGACAGGCAGGGAUCAUCGGGGGAGGGCUCUGACCCAGGAGAUCCCGAUUACCUGACCUACGAGGAGGUGACCCGCUACCAGCAGAGGCCCCAUGAGAGGCCCCGCCUGGUGGUUCUGAUCGGUUCUCUUGGAGCUCGAAUCAAUGAACUCAAGCAGCGGGUGAUUGCGGAAAACCCACACCGUUACGCAGUAGCUGUACCACAUACCACCAGGCCCAAGAAGCCUCACGAGAAGGACGGUGUAGAGUACCACUUUGUCACCAAGCAGCAGUUUGAUGCAGAUGCUUUGAACAACAAGUUCAUAGAGCACGGGGAAUACAAAGAGAACCAGUAUGGCACCAGUAUAGAGGCGAUCCGCUCUGUCCAAGCCAAGAAUAAGAUGUGUAUAGUAGAUGUGCAGCCUGAGGCCCUGAAGAGGCUGCGGACAGCGGAGUUCAAGCCAUACGUUAUAUUUGUCAAACCUCGUGUUCCUGAGAGCAGACGUCGCCGCAGUGCAGCCACCUCGCCAGGAGGGGGCGAGCACGGCCGUGUCACGGAUGAAGACCUCCAGGAGAUGCGUCAGUCUGCCAUUCAGAUCGACCAGCAGUACGGACACCUGGUGGACCGAGUCCUGAUCAAGGAGGACUCAGCCAGCGCUUGUGCAGAACUGCGAGGUAUUUUGGAAAGGCUGGAGCGAGAGUCCUUCUGGGUGCCUAUCUGCUGGGUGCGGACCUAA